AUGUAUAUAGAAACAACGGCCGCAAAUUAUAACAUAGCGUGGAAUAGCGUGGAAGCUCGAUAUAAUAAUAAAAAAGUAUUAGUGCAAUCGCACACAAAAGAGUUGUUCGAUAUACCGGCGAUAAAUGAAGAAGCUGUGCAAUUAAGAAAAUUAAUAGAUCAGUUAAACGGUCAUAUGAGUGCAUUAGAAACAUUAGGUGAGAAGCCUAAGGAGUGGGGCUCAAUAUUAUUACACCUUAUAGCAACUAAAUUGGAUUCUAGUACACUUAAAGCGUGGGAAACGGUAUCUCCUAAAAAUGAAAUACCCAAAGUACAAGUGUUACUUGAAUUUUUAGAAAAGAGAUUCAAAAUAAUGGAAGCAGUGGAGACCUCUUCGAAUAUAAAUAUUCAAACAAAGUUUGGUUGGAUUGUGGCAGGCCCAGUUGAUAAUAAUAAAUCAAAUUUAAAAGAGACACAAAAUAUUUCUUUGUUUUGGAAAGUAGAAAACGUAGAUAAAAAUACUAAUUACACUUUGGAAGAAAAAACUUGUUACGAUCAAUUUAUUAAAACAGUGCGACGCGACGAAUCGGGCAGAUUCGUAGUACAAUUGCCGUUCCGCGAAGAAAUUAGUAAUAAAUUAGGUAAUUCUUAUCAAAGCGCGUUCCGGCGAUUUCUGUCGACCGAAAAACGAUUAGCACUAAAUACAAAAUUAGGUAAAGAUUAUCAGCAAUUUAUUGAUGAAUAUCUAUAUCUCGGUCAUAUGGAACUGCUGUGCAGUGCGGGGGAAGGGUCGGUCAAUGAACCCGGCUAUUUUCUACCGCAUCACGCCGUAAUAAACGAAAAUAGUAGUACCACUCGUCUGCCCGUAGUAUUCGACGGAUCUAGUAAAACUGAUACAGGCAUUAGCUUAAAUAAUGUACUAUUAAAGGGGCCUACAAUACAAGACGAUUUAGUCAAUAUUUUGGCUAGGUUUCGUACACACAAAUAUGCGAUAUCCGCGGACAUAUCAAAAAUGUACCGUCAAAUUUGGGUUACACCGGAACAUCGCAAAUAUCAAAAAAUAUUUUGGCGUAAAAAUAAAGAACAACCUAUGCAAAUAUUUCAGUUAAAUACGGUCACUUAUGGCACUGUCUCGGCAUCGUUCUUAGCUACCGCGUGCUUGUAUAAAUUAGCCGAAGAUGAGUAUAGUAAUUUUCCAGAAGCGUGUACUGCUAUAAAAAAUGAUUUUUAUAUGGACGAUUAUCUAGGUGGAGCAAAUACGAAAGAGAUGGCCGUACAAUUGCGUAAUGACUUGCGAACAGUGCUACAAUCAGAAUUAGAGGACAAUAUGGCGAAAAUUCUCGGGGUCCUGUGGCAUCCUAGUAAGGACAUAUUUAAAUAUAAAGUGCAGGACACAAAUACAGAUAAAUCAACAACCAAAAGAAGCAUAUUGGCGCAAAUAGCCUCAUUAUUCGACCCACUAGGUUUAGUGGGGCCGAUAGUAAUAAAGGCAAAAAUUUUAAUGCAAGAAAUGUGGAGGUUAAAAACUGAUUGGGAUAAACCCGAUAAUUGUAAUAUAGAGGUUCAUGGGUUCGCUGACGCCAGUUUAGCCGCCUAUGGCGCGUGUAUAUACAUACGCACGACAGAUAAUAGUGGCGUUUGCACGUCGCAUUUAUUGUGUGCAAAAUCUAAAGUUUCGCCUUUAAAAGUUAUAUCGCUCCCGCGAUUGGAACUAUGCGCAGCCUUAAUUUUAGUAAGGCUGUACAACAAAGUAAUACCGAAAUUAGGUAUAAAAAUACAACGUCGUUAUUUUUGGUCGGAUUCUUCAAUCGUCAUAGCUUGGAUAACUUCACCCUCUACACGUUGGCAAACAUUUGUUGCGCAUAGAGUGGAUGAAAUUCACGACCUUAGUUCAGUAAAUGAAUGGCACCAUGUUGGAACAAAGGACAAUCCUGCGGAUAUUAUUUCGCGAGGAUGCAGUACAAAAGAAAUCAUAAAUAGCUCGAUAUGGUGGCACGGACCAAGCUGGUUAACCAACGAUAAUAAAAGUUGGCCAAAGACUGUUUGCGAGUUAAGAUAUACCGAAAUACCGGAAGAGAAGAGUACACAGAAAACUGCUGCAUUUGUAGCACAACCGGUAGUAAAGGAACACAUAUUAAACGGAAUUAUACGAGUUGGCGGUCGCAUAAAAAAUGCCAGGCAUGUGAACAUAGCACAGCGAUACCCUAUUUUAAUACCUAAGUAUAGUACAAUUGCUAAAUUAAUAUUGCGCAACGAACACGAAUUACUUCUACACGCGGGCCCACAAGCGAUGUUGGCGAACAGUCGAUUAAAGUAUUGGAUAAUUGGAGGCCGAAAUAUCGCUCGGCAUGUAUUUCACCAAUGUGUAAAAUGUUUUAGACUUCGACCAACAAUAGUUGAACCUAUAAUGGCAGAUUUACCAACCGAACGAUUGGAGCCAAAUCGACCGUUUAAAAAGUGUGGUGUCGACUACGCCGGUCCUAUUUCUAUAAAAACAAGUUUAAGAAGAAAUGCGGCUGUGCUAAAAGGAUAUAUAUGUGUAUUUGUAUGCUUUAGUACUCGGGCUGUCCAUAUCGAGUUAGUUGCUGAUUUGACUACUGAAGCCUUUUUAAAUGCUUUAAAACGGUUUAUCGGACGCCGCGGUGUAUGUUCCGAUAUAUUUAGCGACAAUGCUACCAAUUUUGUAGGGGCUAACAAUAGGUUACUGGAACUAAAAAAAAUGUUUCAUUCGGAAGAGCAUUUAACCAAAAUGUACGAUGCUUUAUCAACGGAGGGUAUAAGGUGGCAUUUCAUACCCCCCCGAUCACCUCAUUUUGGCGGGUUGUGGGAAGCUUCUAUUAAAUCUAUUAAAAAUCAUUUAUACCGAGUUUUAGGUACGACCAAUCUAACUUAUGACGAAUUGAAUACUAUCCUAAUUAGAAUAGAGGCAGUCCUUAAUUCUAUACCUUUAACUCCCUGUUCCUCUGAUCCUACUGAUACUACACCAUUAACGCCUGCUCACUUUUUAAUUGGUGAGCCAACAUGUUCUUUACCCGAACCAGAUUUAACUGGUGUACCGGACAAUCGCUUAAAACGUUGGCAGCGAGUAACUCAGUUAACUCAAACACUAUGGCAACGCUGGAAUAAAGAGUAUUUGUCGCAGCUCCAAACCAGGCGAAAGUGGCUGGACAACAAGGGUCCUAAGUUAAAAGUUGGUACUGUAGUGUUGGUGAAAGAAAACGAUACCCUCCCGAUGUCUUGGUCCAUGGGUCGAGUUGUUCGUGUCCAGGCUGGUGACGACGGUGUCAUUCGGGUAGCUACUAUAUUAGUAAAAGGUAAAGAAGUAUCUAGAGCAGUUCGUAAGCUUUGUCCUCUUCCUUUUGAGGGAAAUAGUCCAUAA
Acyrthosiphon pisum (pea aphid) is the source of this 3357-nucleotide messenger RNA. RefSeq lists its product as uncharacterized. The record is from RefSeq and is a predicted model, not a curated record. The coding region runs from base 1 to 3357 and encodes 1118 amino acids. NCBI's taxonomy places the organism in Eukaryota, Metazoa, Arthropoda, Insecta, Hemiptera, Aphididae. The transcript has 5 exons. Gene Ontology annotation, biological process: DNA integration. Gene Ontology annotation, molecular function: nucleic acid binding.